Messenger RNA from Akanthomyces muscarius, 1029 nucleotides. RefSeq lists its product as uncharacterized. Lineage: Eukaryota; Fungi; Ascomycota; Sordariomycetes; Hypocreales; Cordycipitaceae. Bases 1 to 1029 code for a protein of 342 amino acids. The transcript has a single exon. The record is from RefSeq and is a predicted model, not a curated record.
AUGACUUCGACUCCCCCUCCAACCGUCACCGAGCCGUGGACAAGCACAGGCACGAGCAAAACAACCGGCUCCGAUGGCACCAUCACAGUGUUUACCCCUGCUGUCGUCACCCCCACCUCCUCGGUGCCCCCAACAGUGUCUUCGCCAGGGACCGGAACGGCCACCAGCACGGCAACGGGAACGGACGGAACAAUCACCAUCUUCACACCCACCGUGGCGCCUACAACAACUGGACUGCCCAUUGUGACGACUCCCGGGACAGACACAACUACUGGAACCACCACCGGCGCUGACGGCACGGUCACUGUUCUCACGCCUGCCGUCACACCCACCACAACUGGAUUGCGCGUCAAAACGACGCCAUAUACCGGGACCAUCGCCAGCACCAGCACGGGAGUUGACGGCACGGUCACCGUAUUCACACCCACCUCGGCGCCUUCAACCACUGGCUUGCCCGUCAAAACCGUCCCAGGCGGCGGAACCACCACCAGCAUCCGCACGGGAAGCGACGGCAUCGUCACCAUCUUCACACCAGCGGCGACUCCUCCUCCUCCUGCCGGCGGCGCGACUCAGCCACCGCCUACCCUCAUCAUCCCCGGGACAGCAAUCACCGCGCCCGUCACCGCCACCGGCAAAGACGGGACCGUGACGAUUGCCACUCCUCCAGGUACUGGCGGACCAGGCACGCCGCCCACGCUCGUCGUUACCGGCACUGGCUCCGUGGCGGCGACGGCGACGGGACGCGACGGCACAGUCACCAUCACGAGGCCAACGUGCGCGGCAACGUGUUCGCCCGUCACCAUCACGGUUCCCUGGCCUGGCGGCGUGGGGACGAGCUCGAGCACCGACGCGAACGGCGACGUGACCGUGUUCACGCAAACCCCGCCGGUAGUUGUGGGCACAGACUCUGGAUCUGGCGGCGGCAAUAACACGCCAGUGGUUCCUGUGGGUGCUGCCACGGGCAGAAUGGUAGCGGUGGGCUAUGGUUGGGCACUCCUGGGCCAUUUGGCGCUUGGUCUGUUCUUUUAG